CGUGACCAAAACCGCAAAAAGAAAAAAAAAAAAAAUUUAAAAAUUGAGAAAAAUCCCAAAAGUCAAGAGAAAAAAAGGAAUACGAAGAUAAUUAAUUCUCUGAUGAUACCUUGCUUCGAUCCCACGCAGAAUAACCCUUAUCUUCAAACUCUCUGGAAACAAAGGUACAGGAUUCUCUCAUUUCCUCUCUCUUUCCUUUUGCCUUUCUCACUGGCUUCUCUAUAUGUUUGAGUUUGGACCUCACUCUGUUCUCCGAAUCUUUUGAUCAUUUUUAGAUGAAAGAUGAAUUGGGCUGUUUAUAAAAUCCCUGUAAAGCCCUCUUCUUGUUUGGUAUUUUGCUUGUUUGUGGUUUAAACCUAGAAGCGAAAUUUUAUGGUCUCAUUGGGGGUCAUGGAAGAAAAACCAUUUCCUGCAUGGUCUUGGUCAGUUGAGCAAUGCUUGAAGGAAUACAAUGUCAAGCUGGAGAAAGGUUUGAGCUCUUUUGAUGUUGAGAAGCGAAGGGAGAGAUACGGGUGGAACGAAUUGAGAAAGGAGAAGGGGAAACCACUAUGGUGUCUCAUAUUGGAGCAAUUCGAUGAUGUACUCGUUAAAAUUCUCCUCGUCGCUGCAUUUAUCUCAUUCGUUCUUGCUUACCUUCAAGGAAAUGAAUCGGGUCAUAACGGAGGUUUUGAGAUUUAUAUAGAACCCUUUGUGAUUGUGUCGAUUCUUGUCCUUAACGCGAUUGUGGGAGUUUGGCAGGAGACCAAUGCUGAAAAGGCUCUAGAAGCCUUGAAGGAGAUGCAGUGUGAAUAUGCUAAGGUUUGGAGGGAUGGGUGUUAUGUACCUGAUCUUCCCGCUAGAGAGCUAGUACCUGGAGAUAUCGUUGAAUUGAUAAAAACUUCGACAUUGAGAGUAGAACAGAGCUCGUUAACAGGCGAGAGCAUGCCCGUUAUCAAAGUUACCAGUCCAGUGUUUAUGGACGAUUGCGAGUUGCAAGCCAAAGAAUGUAUGCUCUUCUCAGGGACUACCAUUGUCAAUGGUAUUUGUGUCGGUAUAGUGAGCAAUAUUGGUAUGGACACAGAGAUAGGAAAAAUCCAGACUCAAAUACACGAAGCUUCAUUAGAAGAACAUGAAACUCCCUUGAAGAAGAAGCUGGAUGAAUUCGGUGAGAGGCUUACCACCGCAAUUGGCAUUGUUUGUCUUGUUGUUUGGGCUAUCAACUACAGGAAUUUCAUUACAUGGGAGUCAGCAAAUGCAUCUUUGUGGAAUUUUCGGUUCUCUUUCGAAAAGUGCACGUAUUAUUUCAAGAUAGCAGUUGCACUCGCAGUGGCAGCGAUUCCCGAAGGUCUUCCUGCUGUUAUUACAACUUGUUUAGCUUUGGGCACUAGGAAGAUGGCACAUAAAAAUGCAAUUGUGAGGAAGCUCCCUAGUGUGGAGACUUUAGGGUGUACAACCGUAAUUUGCUCAGAUAAGACGGGCACUUUAACAACUAAUCAGAUGUCGGUUAACGAAUUCUUUACGCUUGGAGGCAAGACGACUGCAUCAAGAGUGUUUCAUGUAGAAGGGACGACAUAUAACCCUAGGGAUGGAGGGAUCACUGAUUGGAGCUAUUACAACAUGGAUGCAAACUUGCAAGCUUUGGCAGAGAUAUGUGCAAUAUGCAAUGAUGCAGGGGUUUAUUGCAAUGAGCACCUCUUUCGGGCCACUGGGUUGCCUACAGAAGCAGCUCUAAAGGUUUUGGUUGAGAAGAUGGGAGUUCCUGACACUAAGAUAAGGAACAAAAUUGGCUAUUUGAUCGAUCAGACCUCAGUGAAGUUAGGCUGUUGUGGAUGGUGGAUGAAGAGAUCAAGAAGGAUAGCCACCUUGGAAUUUGAUCGAGUUCGUAAAUCAAUGAGUGUAAUUGUACGUGAACCAACUGGAAGCAAUCGACUCCUUGUCAAGGGCGCUGUUGAAAGCAUUUUGGAAAGAAGUUCACGUGUCCAACUAGCAGAUGGAUCAAUUUCACCUAUUGAUGAGCCAUGCAGGCAGCUAAUACUAUUGAGAUUACACGAGAUGAGCUCAAAGGGCUUGCGAUGCUUAGGGUUUGCAUACAAAGAUGACUUGGGGGAGUUCUCAGAUUACUAUGCUGAGUCUCAUCCUGCUCACAAGAAGUUACUUGAUCCAGCUAACUACUACGAGAUAGAAAGCAAUCUUGUUUUUGUCGGUGUUGUUGGUCUAAGAGACCCUCCUCGUGGUGAAGUCUAUAAAGCAAUUGACGAUUGUAGGGAAGCAGGUAUUAAAGUUAUGGUGAUAACUGGUGAUAAUAAGUCAACAGCAGAAGCAAUUUGCCAGGAGAUUGGCUUGUUAUCUAGCUCAACAAAUAUAAAUGAUCAUAGUUUUACUGGAAAAGAAUUUAUGGCUCUUCCCGUUAGUCGGAGGAUUGAGAUUUUGUCAAAGCCUGGAGGUAUUGUAUUUUCUCGUGCUGAGCCGAGGCAUAAGCAGGAAAUUGUGCGACUUCUUAAGGAAAUGGGUGAAAUUGUUGCAAUGACUGGAGAUGGUGUCAAUGAUGCGCCUGCAUUAAAACUAGCUGACAUUGGAAUUGCUAUGGGUAUCACUGGAACUGAGGUUGCGAAGGAAGCUUCGGAUAUGAUUCUAGCUGAUGAUAAUUUCAGCACGAUUGUUGCAGCCGUUGCAGAAGGACGUUCAAUUUACGACAACAUGAAAUCUUUUAUUAGGUACAUGAUAUCAUCUAAUGUAGGAGAAGUGAUCUCCAUCUUUUUGACUGCUGCACUUGGUAUACCUGAAUGCUUAAUACCGGUUCAGCUUCUUUGGGUCAAUUUGGUUACUGAUGGGCCUCCUGCAACUGCCCUUGGUUUCAAUCCUGCUGAUGUUGAUAUCAUGCAUAAGCCACCGAGGAAAAGCAACGAUCCCCUGAUCAAUUCCUGGGUUCUGUUUAGAUACAUGGUAAUUGGUUCCUAUGUCGGUUUAGCCACUGUUGGAAUCUUCAUAAUAUGGUACACUCAGCCCUCAUUCAUGGGCAUCAAUCUCACUAGUGAUGGUCAUAGUUUAGUCUCCCUCUCCGAGCUCCGAUCAUGGGGAGAUUGCCAUAAAUGGGUAGAUUUCUCGCCGGAUCCAUUCAUGGCUGGUAACCGCAUAAUUUCCUUUUCCGACCCUUGCGAUUAUUUCACUGUCGGAAAAGUAAAGGCGAUGACCUUAUCUUUAUCGGUUCUGGUAGCAAUUGAGAUGUUUAAUUCAUUGAAUGCUCUAUCGGAGGAUAAUAGUUUGGUUCGAAUGCCUCCUUGGAGGAAUCCUUGGCUUUUAGUUGCGAUGAUGAUUUCUUUUGGUCUGCAUAUUCUCAUCCUUUAUGUUCCGUUUCUUGCAACGGUGUUUGGGAUUGUUCCGUUGAGUUUGAAUGAGUGGUUUCUGGUUAUUUUGGUUUCGUUCCCGGUGAUUCUCAUUGAUGAGGUGCUGAAAUAUGUUGGUAGGAGGCAUCAUUGGAGGAAUCAUAAGCAUAAGAUUGCCUAGUGUGGAAGUGAACUAUAUUGAUUGUUAUGUAUACUGAGGAGGGUGAGUUGUAUAUGUCUUCCAUUUUUCUAUGUUACUUUCUUUAAUGUAGAAUCAAUGGGAAAUGUUUAAAAGAAUGUAGUGAAGCUGUUGUUUAAUAGUACACUAAGAUGGAAACAAUGGAAAUUUGCACAUCAUUCUGUUUGUUUUUCUA
This is a messenger RNA of Asparagus officinalis (garden asparagus), 3676 nucleotides long. Its product is annotated as calcium-transporting ATPase, endoplasmic reticulum-type. Gene Ontology annotation, biological process: intracellular calcium ion homeostasis; calcium ion transmembrane transport. The record is from RefSeq and is a predicted model, not a curated record. Gene Ontology annotation, cellular component: membrane. Lineage: Eukaryota; Viridiplantae; Streptophyta; Magnoliopsida; Asparagales; Asparagaceae. The transcript is spliced from 9 exons. The coding region runs from base 373 to 3483 and encodes 1036 amino acids. Gene Ontology annotation, molecular function: P-type calcium transporter activity; ATP hydrolysis activity; ATP binding.